Trichoderma atroviride IMI 206040 is the source of this 1310-nucleotide messenger RNA. RefSeq lists its product as uncharacterized. The record is from RefSeq and is a predicted model, not a curated record. Gene Ontology annotation, biological process: nucleoside metabolic process. Lineage: Eukaryota; Fungi; Ascomycota; Sordariomycetes; Hypocreales; Hypocreaceae. Gene Ontology annotation, molecular function: catalytic activity.
CCUGCCGACCGCACACACUUCCAUGUUGCCAUCAUUUGCGCUUUGCCUCGAGAAGUCGAUGCCGUCACCCUGCUUUUCGACCAAUUCUGGGACGAGGAGCGUGAUCUUUACGGCCGAGCUGAUGGCGACGUGAAUACCUAUAUCACAGGUCGCAUUGGAGAUCACAACGUUGUUCUUGCCCUCUUCCCUGGCAUGGGAACAAAUAAUGCGGCUGCUGCAACUGCUAGCUUGCGAUCGAGCUAUACCAGCCUUAGGCUCGCUAUCCUUGUCGGUCUCUGUGGGGGAGUACCUCGCAUCGCCAACCUUGAUGCAUUUCUAGGUGAUGUAGUAGUGAGCAAGACUAUCAUCCAGUAUGACUAUGGCAGGCGAUAUCCUGGACGAUUUACAGUGAAGAAUACCGUCGAAGACAGCCUCGGGCGCCCCAACAGGGACAUUCGGGGCCUGCUUGCUGUUUUUGAAACGGAAUUGAUGAGAAAGCGGCUACAAAAGGAGGCUUCAGAGCACUUGAAACAUUUGCAAAAGACAGCUGGAAUACAGCGACGGCGAGCACAUUAUAGUUAUCCUGGGACUGCCGAAGAUAGGCUAUAUUCCCCGGCAUAUGCUCACAAGCAUCGGACAUCGUGUGACUUGUGUACUACUUCAGACGCCUUCUGUGAGUCAGCUUCUGAGGCGUCGUGUACCGUGGCGGGAUGCAGUUCAACCAACCUGGUUGUAAGAGAACAUACAGUCGAAGAGGCCAAUUUCAGCCCAGAGAUUUUCAUCGGCCGAGUGGGGUCAGGGAACACCGUUAUGAAGAGCGGGGAAGACCGUGAUAGAAUCGCCAGCACACACAACAUUAUUGCCUUCGAAACGGAAGGCGCUGGAGCCUGGGAUGAAAUUCCGUGUAUCGUUGUAAAGGGCAUCUGUGAUUAUGCAGAUAGCCAUAACAAUGAAGCCUGGCAAGACUUUGCGGCAGCCACUUCUGCAGCAGUCGCGAAGGCUAUUCUUGGGCGGUAUAUCGUCCGCGAUGGGGAUCGGGUUUUUAGCCCGGGUUGAAGCUCAGAAACGGCAAACGAGCGAACGUAAUUUUUUCUCAACUCGUUCUGAGACAAUGUUUAGGUCAACCAGAGCGGGAAAAAUCUUCCACGUCAGGGUCUAUAGCCCAGAUUUCUGCGUACGACACUAUCACUGCACUCUGAUCUCUGUGUGACAACGUGCGGCUCAGCAUUACAAAUCGCAGUUUUUCUCCAUUGUCAUCUUUUGUCUCCGCUCUUCAGCCUUAGCAGAGGAAAAGAGAAAUGAGAAGAGAGGAACUGAAAAGGGGGGAGGGG